Molecule: messenger RNA, 1633 nt
Organism: Annulohypoxylon maeteangense
Lineage: Eukaryota; Fungi; Ascomycota; Sordariomycetes; Xylariales; Hypoxylaceae
Exons: 1
Coding region: 231-1400 (389 amino acids)
Biological process (GO): mitotic DNA replication checkpoint signaling; nuclear DNA replication; mitotic DNA damage checkpoint signaling
Cellular component (GO): spliceosomal complex; nucleus
Molecular function (GO): zinc ion binding; nucleic acid binding
Source: RefSeq, a predicted model, not a curated record
GUCACCAUGACAAUUGGCAGCUGGAGCUGAACGUGGACCCUAAACCAAAAAGGACAAUCUCGAAAGUUUAUAAUAACAAUCGAACAGAGCACUUUCUUAGCAUCGUGUUCCGAUUCUACCGAAUUCAUCAACUAUCUACGUAUCUAGAUACUUACACCGACUUUCUAUACACGCGAGAAGUAGAAGCAACGACGUCGUACGAGCAACCACCACCACCGUCACGUCCCGCAAUGGCAGACGCCCGCGCCCUCCUCCGCGCCAACCGCGCCGAGCACCGCAUCAAGCACCCGCACGCCGCGUACUCCGACGCCGGCAAGCUUCUCUGCAAGCUGUGCCACGAGCCCGUGAAGGCCGAGUCGCUCUGGGAGAACCACAUCCGGGGCCCGAACCACCGGAAGCGAGCACAGCUCCAGAGCUCCUCGCAGCCAGAAUCACAGCCCGUACCCACGACAGAUCGAAGUAGCAACAACGACAAUGGGGUUGGGGGUGGCAAGCGGAAACUCGACGAGGUAGACGAAAGCCAGUCCUCGGCAUCAGACUCCGCGUCGGAGGACGCGAUCCGCAGGAAACGCAGCCGAGCCAGCAUCAGCAGCAGCGGGGAGAAGCGGCAGACACCGCCGGUGCUCGGGCGUAGGGCCUCGAACGCGCCCGCGCAAGGCGUCGAGAUCGCGAUACCGUCGCGGCCAGCGACCCCAGCCGCGGGCUCGAACUCAGCGACGUCGACGCCGAAGGGGAUGCCCGUGGGCCGCUCACCGCUCAUCGGGGCCGAGGCGCAGAUGGGCACGCCCAUGUCCAUAUCAACACCCACAUCCACGCCGUCCCAGACCAACUUACCCAUAUCGACGCAACCGCUCCCCGCUCCGUCUACAGGCGCUACGUCUAGUCUUAAUAAUAAUAAUUCCACCUCCCAAGCAACUUCAACCGCCGUCGACGAAGCAGAAUGGGCAGCAUUCGAAGCCGAAAUCGCCACGGCCUCCGCAGUCCCCGAGAGCAGUAACGGCAGCGACCCCUACACCUCCGCCACCAUCUCCGCGCCAGCCCUCAGCGCCGCCCAGCUAGCCGCGAAAUCGGAAGAGGAAGAGAACGAGCGGCGGAAACACUUCCUCGACGCGCAGAUCGCAGAUGAAAAGGAAGACGCAACACUAGCUCUCGAAGCCGAGUUCGCAGAGAUGGAAGAACUAGAAUCCCGUGUGCGGCGGCUAAAGGAACGACGUGAGGAGCUGCGGAAGGGGAGUGUGGCGAAUCUACGGGCUACGGCGGGAGACGAUUCCGAUAUCAGCAUGACUAAGAGUCCGGCUGGUGGGAAGGAGAAUGAGAGUGCCGGGGCUAUUGAGGAGGAGGAUGAAGAUGAUGACGACGACGAUGAUGAGGAUGCUUGGGAUGCAUUUCGAUUUCGGUGAGACGAGUUAGGGGUGAGGUGAGGAGAGGUGGGGUACGAUGGGGUGUGAUAACAUACAAACAUAGCAUUGGAGAGGGUUUCGCGGUGAUAAGACGAAACAAAAGGGGAUUACCUUGCAUAGGACCGCGACGGCGUUCUUCUGAUUACGAAUUUUACUAAUAAGCCAUAUAGGGGAAGGAAGGCAAAGUUAGCCGAAAAGGGGGCGCAUUCGAGUACAUAUCCAUCUACAUACAG